This is a messenger RNA of Athene cunicularia (burrowing owl), 2603 nucleotides long. It is a transcript of the gene EME1, whose product is annotated as essential meiotic structure-specific endonuclease 1. NCBI's taxonomy places the organism in Eukaryota, Metazoa, Chordata, Aves, Strigiformes, Strigidae. Gene Ontology annotation, cellular component: nucleus; Holliday junction resolvase complex. Gene Ontology annotation, molecular function: DNA binding; nuclease activity. Gene Ontology annotation, biological process: double-strand break repair; mitotic intra-S DNA damage checkpoint signaling; resolution of meiotic recombination intermediates. The record is from RefSeq and is a predicted model, not a curated record. The coding region runs from base 40 to 1695 and encodes 551 amino acids. The transcript has 8 exons.
CUCUCAGGCGCCCGCGGUUUUACCUCAGGGGAAAGCGGGAUGGCGGAGAGCGAGCUGCGCUCUGAGGAGAGUGAGGAGGAGGAGGAGCUGCCUACCUUAGCCUCCCUACUGCAGCCAGCGCCGCUGCCACCUCCCGGUGGGUUGAGCUACCGGCCGUCCUCAUCUCCCGAGCCGGGGAGGGCGGCAGGAGUGGUUGUGGUGGUGAGCAGUGGGAGCGAGGAUGAGGAUGUGGUGGAAGUCGCCCCUCUGCCAGAAAGGAUCAAGAGGAGGGUGGGAGCAAAGAGGGAGGUGACUUUUGAGCCCCCCGAGACGGGCGGUGGGGAUGCAGCCAGGGGACCUGGCCUUGCUAGCGGUGAGCGGUUGGCACCUGUAAGCGGAGGGCCGCAGGAAACCCUGGUGUUAUCUGGAGAAGUGUCCUGUGGCAGCCAAAACGGCACACGCAGUGCUGAGGGGGCUUCCUUGUGCCCGCUGCCAGCCUCUCGGACUGACUCUGCACAUCAGCCUGGUAGGCCCCUGGUUAGCGGAGCAAGCCCAGAAACAUCCCCUCCUCCCAAAAAAUCAAAAUAUAGUCAGAAGGAAAGGGAGGCAAUCUGCCAGGCUGUGUGGCAGAAGAGGAAGGAGCGAGAAGCACGGAGAAGGCAGCAGGAGCAGGAAAAAGAGAAGAAGAGGGCCCUUGCCAAGAUACUGAAAGCUCAGCGACCAGGGGAGUGCCAGAAAUACAUAACAGUGGUGCUAGAUCCAGUUCUCUUGCAGGUAGAAGGUGGUGGACAGAUCCAUAGUGCUUUGCAGGCUGCCAAUUAUUCCUGUGUGGUUGAGAAUCAGGCUGUUCCCUGCAGCAUCACUUGGAGGAGAAAGACUGUGUCAUCUCAGAUAGAAGAAGGUGAUGAAUGGGCAGAAGAACCAAAUGUCCUGGUUCUGCUUCGCUUCGAGGAGUUUUUGGCCAUGGUUCACCACUACAAACAAGAGGCUGAGGGCUUUUCAGAAGGACAGAAAGAGACCCUACAGAGCUAUGUAGCUCAUGUGAUGGAAAAAAUGCCUGGGAAAAUUCUGGCACUGGCAGUUGUUGAAGUAGAAAAUUAUUUCAGAAUUCAGUCAAAAAAGAGACUACAACUGGCAGCAGCAAGCGGAAACCAAGAAGAGAAACAGGGAAAACAGAGAAAAAAGACAGUUAAGGAUUCUGGCAUGGAGAUAACCAGACUGGAUGUGGAAAAUGCCUUGGUGGAUCUGCAGCUGUGCAAACAAGUCCAAGUCAGCUUUUUCAAGAGCUGGGAGGAGCUUGGAGAAUUUGCCACUAUGUUCACAAAAGCUGUGGCUGAAGCACCAUUCAAGCGAGAGCGAGAGAAGACGGGGUUCUCUUUCUACUUAGAGAAGGGGUGGUGUGGAGGGGUGAAGGUGGAUCAUUCUGGAAAGGGUCUCUUGGAAGUUUGGAAGAGACAGAUUCAACAGUUUAACCGGGUCAGCCUCGAGAUGGCUGAGGCUGUUGUGUCUGCAUACCCUUCUCCUCAACUUCUGACCCAGGCCUAUAGCAGAUGCUCCUCGGAGCAGGAGCGGGAAAACAUGCUGGCUAAUAUCCCUGUGCGCCGCGGUGACGGUGUGACAGCCACCUCCCGGUGGGUCGGGCCAGAACUCUCCCGACGGAUCUACCUGCAGAUGACUUCCCACGAUCCUGAUCUCUAUUUGGAUUUCACUGGGUAACCCCAGGGAAUGAGGAUCUUUCUCUGCCUGUUAAAGUAUUUAUUCAGUUUCCUUUGGGAAGAAGCGCCUAGACAACAGUCAUUGAUCCUCGUUUAAAGGCUUGAAACACAUUCAGACUUCAUUGUAGCAGAAGGCUGGAUAAAAUCACUGAAUGGCUGGAGUUUACACAAGAAAGAUGAUGAACAUAUUCCAUUAAGAGCAUGAGCUGGAGAUGGAUUAUGGUACUGAUACUUACUUUUAUUUGUCUUCCUAGAAAAUAAAUAAUUUUGAAUAAUAAUAAUCUUUGCUUCUUAACAUGCCAUCUUGAGUAGAGGCAGGUAUGUCAUCUGUUGAAAGGAAUACUUUCUGCUAUCCUAAACCGCAGAUAGUUAUCUUCUCUAUCCAGUGUGAAAAUUCCUAAUGCUAAAAGCAACAUGGUGCUGCCCCCCCCACCUGCUCUAGUGAGGUGGAAGAACUUUACCUCACUAAAUAGACUCUCAGUUUUCCACUGUGGCAGAUGGGAAUGAGUAAGACUAAUUUUCAGAUAUAAAUUUAGACUGCCCUGAUUCAGUCUCCAGACAGCUUAACCUACAGAGGGUCUUGAAAUCUGAUUAUAUACACUGGAAUUACGAGGUCUGAACAGUUGGCAGAAAACGCUUUCUUUGAAUUAGGCUGAGGAACAUGCUCACCUGUCCACGAAGCCAUCAGUACUUGUGUGCACACAAGGACAGUCGAGGUCUUUUGUGACAGCACUUACUGAGAUGAGUGUUGAGAAUGAAUGGAACUGCACCUGAUGGGCAGAAGUUACCCUUUGGAACGUGCUGCCUUGAAUGACAAAACACCCCCUGCUAUGCCAGGAGGUAGGACACGCUGCGCAGGAGCCCUUGCUGGCCAUUGGCACGCUUCUAAUCACAACUGAUCAAACUUUA